Molecule: messenger RNA, 618 nt
Organism: Mesorhabditis spiculigera
Lineage: Eukaryota; Metazoa; Nematoda; Chromadorea; Rhabditida; Rhabditidae
Source: the annotation of a GenBank genome assembly
AUGCAGCGCCUCCUGUGGCUGUUCUUCUUCAUCUCCUGCCACAUCGUGGUCAGCCAGGGCGGCCAGGCCGGGAAUACGCCCUCAAACGAGCCCGUCGCGAAGACGAACACUUCGUCGGCUCCAGUCUCGGAUUCGACGGCCGCGAGCAGCUCAAACGACGAGCCACCUGAAGGGGACGGCUCCGAGCUGGACGGCCGUGUUCAGCAGCUUGACGCCCGCUUCUGGCAGCUCGAAAAACGCCUCAACAAAUCGGUGCACGCCUCCGCCGUCUUGGAGGAGCUCAAGCAGGAUACGUUGUUCUUGAUCGGCUCCAUCGGCGUGUUCGGCGCGGCCAUCUUAUGCCUGUGCUUGUCGACUUGUGUGCUUGGCUGUCAGGUGAUCAAACUGCAAAAAGCGGUCAAGCCGACGGUGGCGAAAGAGCCGAGCGUGAGCCCAAGCCCGAAAGUGCCGCCGGUGGUGAAUGAUGUGGAGAGCGUCGCUUCGAAGCGCGAUUCCACGACGAGCACCGCCGAUGGGCACAGACUUUCGAAGCAGGAGACCCUCGAGAAAGAGGGCAACGACGGCCACUACGAGGAUUGCUCCUUCAGCAAGCCGGUCACGCCAAAGCACACCGAAGCC